Molecule: messenger RNA, 3123 nt
Organism: Myzus persicae (green peach aphid)
Lineage: Eukaryota; Metazoa; Arthropoda; Insecta; Hemiptera; Aphididae
Gene: ninaB
Product: carotenoid isomerooxygenase
Exons: 10
Coding region: 275-2095 (606 amino acids)
Biological process (GO): retinal metabolic process; carotene catabolic process
Molecular function (GO): beta-carotene 15,15'-dioxygenase activity; carotenoid dioxygenase activity
Source: RefSeq, a predicted model, not a curated record
AAAUAAUAUAUAGAGGCUAAUGUUAUGGUGUAACUGUGUAAGUAUAUUAAAUGUGUUUAGUUAACAUUAGAUCGGUUAUAUAGCACAUAUAAAUAUAUAAUAUAUAUUUAUAAAUAUAUAUAUAUAUUCAUUCAGGAAGCCAUAAAAUCGUAUAUUUGUAUCCAAUUACACGUGUUUUUCGUAACACGCGGUGAUGGUAAAUAUAAUUAUGUCGAAAUAAUAAAAUAGCAUAGGUACCUAUAACGCAUUUAUACAGUGUAACGUGCAUUUAACGAUGAAAACAACAGCCCGUUAUUUAUCAAAGAAAAAAUUUUAUUUAAAAGCAAUAUUGACCUCAAAAGUCAAGUCGACUAUUAACCGGUAUAAAAAAUGUCGAUUUUGGUUAACCAAGGGUUGGUUGCGCGUCGCAAACAAUUGGAAAACGACUGAGCCAUCGGCGAGAGGACGAACUGCAGCAGCAGAAAUCGACGGUAAUAUGUUCCUCGGAUUGGACGAAAACAGAGACGUGUUGUUAAAACGUUUGAAUGCCGGCCAAGAUUUAUACCCCAAUUGUGAUACAUCGAUUUGGCUAAGAAACUGUACGCGUGACAUCCUGACUCCGAUCCAGGGGAAAAUCGAGGGUAAGAUACCGGAAUGGUUAUCGGGGUCGCUGUUACGAAACGGCCCGGGGAGUACACGAGUGGGAAAUUCUGAGUUUAAACACAUAUUUGACAGCUCGGCUUUACUACACAGGUUUGCAUUCAAAAAUGGAAAAGUAUCAUAUCAGUGUAGAUUUUUGGAAUCAAACACAUAUAAACAAAAUAAAGCAGCUCAAAGGAUUGUCAUUACCGAAUUCGGAACCAGAGCGUGUCCCGAUCCUUGUAAAACAAUUUUUCACAGGUUUUCUAAUGUAUUUAAAUGGGGAGACGACCAAUCAGACAAUGCGAUGAUAUCUAUUUACCCAAUCGGCGAUGAGUAUUUUGCAUUUACCGAGUAUCCAAUAAUGAUCAAAAUUGAUCCAACAACUCUCGAGACACUUAAAACUAUAGACAUUGCUCGUCUGAAUGGUAUUGUUCAUCAUACUGCUCACCCACACGUGGCAGCCGAUGGUGCAGUUUUCAAUUUAGCGACUGUUCCAAAAAUUGACGGACCUCAUUAUUGCGUGGUUAAAUUUCCUCGGGUUGAUUCAGAAACCGGAUGCCAGUAUUCGACGGAUGAAAUGUUUGGGCGAAUGUGCAUCGUGGCUACCAUAAAGUGUCGGUGGCCCUUGCAUCCUGGGUAUAUGCAUUCCUUCGGCAUAACGGAACAUUAUUUUGUCGUAGUCGAACAGCCCUUAAGCAUUUCAGUGUCUACUGCCGUGGUUAACAAAUUCAAAGGAGAUCCGCUGUCGGGUGCACUAAAAUGGUUUCAAGACUGCCCCACUUUAAUUCACUUGAUUUCACGAUCUGACGGCAAAACAGCAAAGACAUUUAAAUCGGAUGCGUUCUUUUAUCUCCACAUAAUAAAUCAGUACGAAGAAGAUGAUCACAUAGUGAUUGAUAUUUGUUGUUAUCGAGAUCCUUCCAUGAUCGACUGCAUGUUCGUCGAAGCAUUACAAAAUCUCAACAAAAACCCAGAUUAUGCAGCUAUGUUUCGCAGCAGGCCUUUGAGAUUCGUGUUGCCAAUUAACCGCGACAAUCCUACAAGUGGUGAUAUCAAAAACGACCACUUGUGUGUCUCCCCCGAAAAGCUAUGCGAUUUGGGUUGUGAGACACCCAGGAUUAAUGAAUUCAAAAUUGGGAAAAAAUACAGGUUUUUUUAUGCAAUAUCAUCUGACGUUGACGCUGAAAACCCUGGGACGCUCAUUAAAGUGGAUACGUACAAUAAAACAUGUAAAACAUGGUGUGAACAGAACGUAUAUCCUAGUGAACCAAUUUUCGUUUCUUUACCAAACGCUGAAGAUGAAGACGACGGUGUAGUUUUAUCAUCAAUCAUUUGGGGCGGAACAGAGUGUGAAAACCAAGCUGGAGUAAUCGUUUUGGACGCAAAGAGUUGGACAGAGAUAGGGCGAGCUGUUUUCGUCACUCAGUCACCAGUUCCUAAGUGCUUACAUGGCUGGUAUGCUGCUGCUGUAUAGAAAACUUGUCAUCUAAAUAUACAGUUAUAGAGAAUAUACUUAUUUUUGAUAAUUAUUAUUGAUCAUCGCAAUCGAUUUUUAAAUCAAUAUCUAUCAAACUAACUAUUAUAAUAUAUAUUGUUUUAUAUACUUGCAUGUUAUAUUAAAUGUAUUUUACUAUCAUGUGUUUUGAAAUCUUCUUGUUGUAUUUGAACCACAGAAAACAAGAAAAAACUGUUUUAACGCUAUCUGCUAUCUGUGGUACAUGAUGAUUAUUUCUCUUUCAUACUGAUUAUUUACAGUGAUAAAAUUAAAUAUUUUUCUAUCAUUUGAUAACACAUUCCACUCAAUAUCUGAAUUUGUCAUUUUUUGUGACUUAUGUCGUUUCUCAAAUAGGUGGUUCAUUUGAAACCAGUGGAAUUAUUAUAGUAUAGACUACAAGAGGUUUAUUUUAAUCCCAAGACUUAUUAUGAUCUUUUGUAAAUAAACAUCUAGUCAUUCUAUUACUUCUAUCAGGUCGUGUAUUCGAGAAUUUGAUCAAACACACAGCACAAUAUAAAUGUAUAGGUAUAUGCAUAUAAUGUAAUAUAAUGCAGCCAAUAUUAAUAUGGCUGGGUUAUGCUGUAGAAGUCUUAGGUGACACAAAUUAACUACUCAAAAUACUCGAAUCAAAAUAAUAAAUUACACUGAUUAUUGCUCGUCAUGAAAAGUCCAGUCGUCGCUCGUAGGAUUCGGUAUAGAGAUGUUGUUACUCUGUUUGGUGGUGAUAAUGCACUGACGAAGAGACGACCCAGAAGGGUCUGGAGAUUUCCGAUUUCUACGUGCGACAGUUUGGCCGUUAUUUAUUUAUCUGUUAUAUUUUAAAGAAUUGUGUGAGUAUAUCAUUACACUUUUAUACAAAGAGAACUAUUAAAUUUAAUUAAUUCUAAAGAAGUGUGAAGUUUUCCUGCUUCUAGCCAAACUUAAAUGAUAGUCCCGAGAAAUUUAAAUAUUCACUUUUUAUGUAUAAAUGCAUAAAUGUUUUGUAUAAAUUAAUGUUGAUAACAGUA